AUGACAUCUAUUACGAAUGACUCUGAUGCUACUACGACCGAAGAUGUCACUCAAUGGGGCAUUGAAGAAGUAUUGAUAUGGUGCGAGCAGAAAGUACGCUUUGGCAGCGACGCCGUGCUAGAUCAAGUACGAGACAGCUUUCGCGAGAACGAAAUAGACGGCGCGUCAUUACUAGAGCUGGAUUUGAACGAUUGCAAGCAGCUCACAGACAACAAUUCGAAACUGGCAGUGCAGUUGAAGUUGGAGAUCAAUCGAUUGAAACACCAAAAACGUUCUCAGGAGGAUGAGAUUUUGACUGUCCUGAGCCAGCUGUAUUCGACUGUAAGCGACAAGCUGCAGGAUUUUCAAAGCCAAUAUGCGCGGCUCAGGCUUGACGUGCUCGAAGUAGUCAAGAAGGAUUCCCUCGCACCGCAAAUUCAAACGACACAGAGUGGCGCAAUCCAGUCCCAGCACCAACAACCUCAACACGACUACUUUGAAGGGCAUCGCGUGGUGACUCCCGGGUCGCCCAACACGCCAGCGGUACGACAAGGGCUUAACAAUUCCACCACCGCCUCACAGCAAUCUCUGACCGCUGCAAAUAGCACUACUCCUACCACAUUGUCUGCUACACAGCAUGCCGGCAAUGCUGGUAGUGAGCCUUUGAAACACAUGCGUGCCUCUAAGGAAGACUCUUGCGAACGAAUUUUAAAAAGUGCAAUGAAACGUCACGGUCUAAGCGAGCAAGACUGGCGGCAAUACGUCCUAGUCAUAUGUUAUGGUGACCAAGAACGAAUGUUGGAGCUGGAUGAGAAGCCCGUGCAGAUUUUCAAAAACCUUAAGCAGCAAGGCCUGCACCCUGCCAUUAUGCUGCGGCAGAGUGGUGAUUUCGAAGAAGUAAAUGGCGGCUUGACCACGCCUGGUGGCAGAUUGUAA
Molecule: messenger RNA, 915 nt
Organism: Lachancea nothofagi CBS 11611
Lineage: Eukaryota; Fungi; Ascomycota; Saccharomycetes; Saccharomycetales; Saccharomycetaceae
Source: the annotation of a GenBank genome assembly